AUGGAAGGUCAUUUCACGACAACCAGCCAUGCCAUUGGGAGAGUUCGCCGCACCACUUGCAAUUUCGAGCAUGAGAAAGGAAUUCGAGCUACGGGCCAAACGUCAUAUCAGGUACACAAAGGCGCAGUUCCCAUCAGCCAGGGUAGCCUCAGGCAUGCCUUUGGGUCCUUUUCAUUCGAGCCCCGCUUCAAUGUUUUUCCGCCUAGUUGCCGGGGUUUCCAGUCGGUCCCAGCGUCAUGCUCUACUUCCAGAUCGGCAUCUGUAUCAAGCUCCCGAGCAUCAAGCGGUCAGAACACCCCAUCAAUAUCUCGUCAGCAGUCCUUUACCUUUACCCCCCCUUCUUGGCAGGAUGCUUCGUUUGUGGCUUGGAACCCCCGACAAGCAAUACCCCGGCUGGAACGCUCCAUAUCGACUCCGAAGCUGCCUCACCAACGAAUUCUGGAGGAAGCUGAUUAUUAUAGGAGAGACAUGGGCUCCGGGGUAAGGUAUCCGGCAGCCGCUCCGUCCCCUGUGGCCGAGAUGUCCGAGACCGCAAUGCCUGUGCGCAGGGAACCUUGCAUUGUUGGCUGGGAUGAAGUUGAGUACUCAAAGGCAACAACAUUUUCCUCAGGAAGAAAAGUCUACAGCUGCACCUACUGCAACACUCCACUGAGGCGGGUGAAAAAUUACAUUAUGACUUGGACAAAAAUCCUGUUUUGCCAGGACUGCAAGAGCUUGCCACAGUGCAACGCAUGCAACAAAAAGGCAGUGCCGUUCAUCUACACAGAUGCCAACGGUCUUCGAAGAAGGGUUGAGCCACUCUGCAACUUUGGAGGCCUCAACAUCUGCGGUCAGUGCGCCCUCAUAAAUCCUGUUACCGAGCGUUCAGUAGUACUCGAUCUAGUCAAACGGGCACGGGACCUCUUGCAAAAGCUUUUUGCAGUCAAAUUUACUGAGCAGUUGCUCGAUGCCCACACAAAGCCGGAAGUAAUAAUGUGUUUAGAAACAAUGCGCCUGGCAGGGGACUCGAACGGCCCCUACACGAUGAGAGUGGAUUCAGAGAUUUCCAAGAGAGAGCCAAGCGUCCUCCGGAAGACAAGUUCUGGGGAAGUCGCAGAACUGCCAUUUGACAUUGGCCCUGUGUGGCACAUACAGCUGUCCCAAGAUGGGAACCAAAAUGUAUACGGUCGGUGCGAAAGCAGGGCUUUAACAUUUCCUCCUCUCCUGGACGCCCUAAGAGCAGAUGAAAAUGCCGGCAAAUCUCCGCGAACAUAUCGCGUUGUGCAACGAAUCAUGCUUUCUCGGGGUAUGCCAGAAGGACUUAUAUAUGGGCACUUGAUCCACGAACUGCUCCAUGCAUUUAUCUGGCUCUUCCUGGACAGUAACUCUGUUAUGGUCGACCUUGCAGCGGAAGAAGGCCUGUGCAACUGCAUUCUGGCGGCCGCUAUUCAACAACGCGUAGAAGCGCUUCAGGCACGCAGAGAAGCGGUUCGCAAUGCCCUACUUCGUAUCGGAGUGAAGCCAAAGACUAAUCCCGGAGAAAAGGAAGUGAAAGGAAUUCCACAAACUGCAGAGUUCCUUAAAGCCCUCGUCGAAAGGGAGGCCUAUAGUGUCUUGGCUAAGGAGGAACAGACUAACACGGAGCUUCUUGGGGGAGCUCAGCAGACUGGCUUCUGCCUAGAAUAUCAGCUUUACGUGACGGAAUAUGAAUUAAAAGUACUGAACAGGAGGCUUGGUGAGAUGGAAAAGGAUUCAGAUGCAGCCUACGGAGUCGGCUAUCGGACUAUCCGCGAACUAGCCAUGAGUUUGACAGUUGUUCGGCUCAUUGAAAUCUUGGGGCGGCACGGUGAGAAGCUGAGCUCUGUUGUGCGCGCUGCAGCGGCAGUCUAG
This is a messenger RNA of Cyclospora cayetanensis, 1869 nucleotides long. RefSeq lists its product as uncharacterized. The record is from RefSeq and is a predicted model, not a curated record. Bases 1 to 1869 code for a protein of 622 amino acids. The transcript has a single exon. NCBI's taxonomy places the organism in Eukaryota, Apicomplexa, Conoidasida, Eucoccidiorida, Eimeriidae.